Messenger RNA from Macrosiphum euphorbiae (potato aphid), 258 nucleotides. Lineage: Eukaryota; Metazoa; Arthropoda; Insecta; Hemiptera; Aphididae. The record is from the annotation of a GenBank genome assembly.
AUGUUCUUUGAAAAAUGUAAAUCAAUUAAAGAAGGCUUUAAAUCUCGUACCUAUCUUAUGACUAAUGACGAUGGCAACCUCAUAUCAGACCCUAAAAUGAUCAUAGACAAGUUUCAAACAUAUUUUGAGAAUCUAUUAAAUAAUAAAUCAGACUAUGAAACAAACAAUACAGAUGGAUCUGGAGAACCGGCUGAGAAUCAAAUAUAUGUUACUGUGGAACCAGAAGUGCCGGAACCUAGUUUGGAGGAGAUUAAAUAG